AUGGAAGAGGACGCAUUUGUAGAUUUAGUGUCGUUGAAUACAUUCGACCUUUCUAAAAAUCAACUGAAAGUCCUGCAUUCGACAAUAUUUACAAAUUUUUCAAAAAUAAAAACUUUAGAUUUAAGCAAAAACAUGCUUAACAAAGUUUCAACUGAAAUAUUUAAUAACACCAGAGAAUUUAUUAAUGAACUUACACCUGGUGUCUUUAAUAGAUUAAAUCGGUUAACAUAUCUCAAUUUUCGAAACAACUAUAUCAAACGGUUCAACGGUGACGAAUUUGCUGGACUGUCACAAAUUACAAGUCUCGACAGCGCAAAUAAUCUUUUAGACACUUUACCAGAAGGUUUGUUUGACAAUACCAUUAACUUGAAUUAUUUGGAUUUAGGCGGCAACAAAUUUAAAGUGAUUUCAAACUUUUCAAAACUUUCGAAACUAUUAAAACUUGAUCUAAAACUUAAUCAGAUUUUAGGCAUAUCUCCUGCAGCGUUUAAGGAAAUGAAAGUUUUAAAAUACUUAGAUUUGUCACAGAACCGUUUAAAACACGUUGGAAAUUUGUUGUUGGAGAAUAAAAAUCUGGAGAAGUUAUAUUUAGCUGGAAACGAAUUGGAAGAUAUUAGUUUGAAAGAGACGAAAAAGAAGUUACUUGAAAUAUUAUUCAGAGGAAGUCGUUUGUACCAUAUUUCACAGGAUUUGUUUCCCAACACACUAAAAGUGCUCGACCUAUUCGAAAAUUUCAUUACUAGUGUUUCUGUAAACACUUUUGACAACAUGGUUGGUUUAAACAAAAUUCUAUUGGCUAACAAUUCUAUCAAAUCAUUGGAUCCCCAUUCACCUUGAGAGACUUCAGUUACUUGACAUUAGAUAUAAUCUCCAUAUCAUGGUCAGUUUUGUGAACAUACCAUUAAGAAAUGGAUUGUCAUUGGAUUGGAUACAGCGUUCUUUUGCAUUUUAUUAAUCCUUGUUGGGGUGUUUGUUUUGAAGAGAUGCCAGAAACUUAAGUCAGCCAAGGUAUGGAUAAUUAUUUCCAACAACCUUUUUAUUUGUAUGUACGCUGGAUGAACGCGCAAGACGGUAAAAUGGCUUUCCAAUGAUGAUUGGAGAACUUUAAGCAAGUAGCCAUUUACGAGAAGUUCGCAGGAAAAGUUUGAAACUGUCUAAAAAAUUUUAGAAAAUGUUUGGAAACUAUUAGGCUGUGAAGGGUUAAGUAUUUAUUCUUGAUAUAAUGCAAUUAUACUUUUUAUACAGGAGAAAGGUUGUGUGGUCAACUCAAGUAGCAACCAAUAUCGCACAAAUUAUGAAGAAAGAAAAGUAAAUCUUUGACUUUUCUUUUUUUAAUUUUUUUACACUAAACAAAAUACUGAGUCUACCUACUCUUUUAAAGGCGGAACUCGGCAAAAUAAUAAACUAGGGAAACACAACAAAUGAGAAAGCACACAGAAAUGAAGGUCUGAACACAUGAACUCUUAUAACGUGUAGUGAAGAUAAGUGAAGAUGAGUGUCAAGAAAACGAUGAAGCUAAUAUAUGUGAUAAUGGAGUAUACGAAAAAGCGUAAUUCGUGAUGAAAACUGUUAAGAUGACAUUUUGUAAUGAGAUUAACUUGACGCUCUCAUUAGCUUUAAUGUGCGAUGUUAAGAGAGUCCAUUGUAAGGAUUUGGGAGUGGUAUUGCUGAUGUGAUCACUUUUCGACCGUUUAAAGAUGCCUGCUUUUGGAGUGUAAGAGAUUAGCCAGUAGAUGAAUAUGCUCUGUUAAACUUUCCAUUGCUUAGUUAUUGACUUAUUAAAAGGGUUUGUUAUUUUUGUAUUUUUAUUCAUUUAUUUUUAUUACAAUUUGCUAAUUAUUAUUAUUUUAUUGCUACGAAAGAGAUAGGGAAAUGCCGA
Hydractinia symbiolongicarpus is the source of this 1879-nucleotide messenger RNA. RefSeq names its product leucine-rich repeat-containing protein 15-like. Bases 1 to 837 code for a protein of 278 amino acids. Gene Ontology annotation, molecular function: protein binding. Gene Ontology annotation, cellular component: extracellular matrix. The transcript is spliced from 2 exons. Lineage: Eukaryota; Metazoa; Cnidaria; Hydrozoa; Anthoathecata; Hydractiniidae. The record is from RefSeq and is a predicted model, not a curated record.